This is a messenger RNA of Nicotiana tabacum (common tobacco), 1021 nucleotides long. RefSeq lists its product as uncharacterized. Lineage: Eukaryota; Viridiplantae; Streptophyta; Magnoliopsida; Solanales; Solanaceae. The record is from RefSeq and is a predicted model, not a curated record.
CCUCUACUCUUACUUCUCUCUCUGUUCAGUCUCUUCAAAUAAGCAUAAUUAACUCUUUCCUUCAUCCAUUCAUAUGCUUUAAUCUUUUUUUACUUAAAGUGUGGUGGAGCGUAUAUAUAACCAGAAUAAUGGGCAUAUGCAGUUCAUACGAAUCGACAUCAGUUGCUACUGUCAAAUUAAUACUACAUGACGGAAGGUUACAAGAGUUCUCUUAUCCAGUGAAGGCUUCAUACUUGUUACAAAAUGACCCUACAAUCUUUAUUUGUAACUCCGACGAAAUGGAUUUCGGAGACGUAGUUUCUGCCAUUAGUGCCGAAGAAGAGCUUCAACUAGGUCAACUAUAUUUUGCUCUGCCUUUGAGCCGACUGAAAUGUAGGCUUCAGGCUGAGGAAAUGGCUGCAUUAGCUGUGAAGGCUAGUUCUGCGUUAAAUAAUAGUGGUGACGGUGAGAAAUGUUUAAUUCUAUUUGAAAAAGGUGGUGGAAAAUUUUCCAAGAAAGUGGUGGAUAACAGUGGUUCUAGAGGGAGAAACAAUCGGGGUGGCAGCGCCAGGAGAAAGAAGUUCACGGCGAAGUUGAGUGCAAUAAAUGAGUAGGGGUAAAAAAAAAUGUGGUGGUGAUCGAUAGGUUAGUUUGUGCGUACGGAUAAUUUUGACCGUGAAGAUUAUUUACAUAGACAAAGAAAUCAAUUGGAGUAAUUUUUUUUUUAUCACUAGUGAUUUGAAUUAUGAUCUUGGAUAUUUUUACUCACUUUGUUAACGGUUACGACACAUCCUUGGGUUUAUAUGUAGAAGGGGUACUAUGUAAAUAGUAGGUUUUGUAAAAGAUCUCGAGGUUACUAUUCGUCUAGUUAGAUGCUGCUUGAUCAAAAUUCGGCGUUUGCUUGCUUUUGGUUUUUAUGUACUGUCAGCCAAUAGAGGGGUUGUAUCGCAAUUUUACUCACAGGUUUUCAUUAUUGGUGGAAGACAUAGGCCCAUUCCAGAUUUAAACUUUCAGAUUUGCAAUUUUACUACAUUUCGUUUAA